CAAAGUCAUGAGCAAGGCAAGGUCCUCAUGAGAGGACAUGACUCCAAGAGCGCCGCACAUCUGUUGACUUCCACUUUCAUACGAGCGUCAAGGAUAGCUGAACCUGCUUUUGCUUUUGGCCUGACUGCCGCUCAAUCACUGGCCAGCCUGUAUUCGCCAACUAUAUGCUUACACUCACACUAUGUAUUGUGCCCAUCGUCCACAGGUAAACUGGAUCUCAUUUCUCGCGUACGCAUCAGACCGCGUGUUUUACAACCUGUUUGUCUCGUGUACAAUGCCUCAUGGUCGCCAAUAGUCCUCUUAUGUGUUUCCCCAGUUUAAAAGCUGCGUUCACAAAUCACCCAUGUAAGAGCCUCACCCGCUCACAAUGUUUGCUUCUUCUUUCAAUCCCGCUGUCCGACCUCCCACCCGUUGUGGAGCAGCCAAAAAUUAUUUCCUCCCGGUCCCGUCGGGUUUCUCUCUCCAGGUUUUCAAGGCCCCGACGAUGUCUGCACGUCCGUAUGCAGCGAAAGUGGACUUAGACUACCGUCCUAUGGCACGGGCGGACUCUCAGUCCAGACAACAGUCCGGACACGUUCCUCGCCAGCAGGAACCCACGAGGAAGCUAUUAAAGGCUCCUCCGCCCGAGGAGACAGGCUUUGCUAAGCGAUCGUACGAGCACAAGCCAAGCUCCGGGAGAUACGCUAUUCACGCCGGACCUGUGCCCGACACAUACAUUUAUGAGCGCUCAAUAUCGUCCAAGGUUGCAUACCCCUACUCGCCUUCUGACGUAACGAGCGAAUGCGACUCUAUAUUCUCAGUGAACACACAGAUCUCUUCCGGCUCAUCGAGCAGCAGCAGCGUCACAGAUAGCCCUCCAAACACACGGAUGCUUCAAAUCAGAGCUGCUUCACCGAGCUCUGAGCAAACACAUUCGCGUUCACCUCAUUCGUACCACCCUAGGGGUAUGUCGACUUUCCCACAAGGGCAUUCAUGCCCUUCAUGUGGGGAGGCAAGUUCUCCGCCAAGAACAUCAUCUAUGGCUGGCAAUAAGGGGAACUACGCCCCUUAUCCUUCACGUCCACUCCCUACGCCCCCAAUUAGCGCUAGAGUACGUAAGGACAGCAUUCUUCUAGCAAGCGAGCGCUCUAUUAUGUCAUAUGACACCCGUCAGCACUCGACAUCACUCAAGCAUGGUGAACGCGUGCCAUUCCCAGCUCCACCGGUAGCUGAGCAAGGGAGAAAUAGUAUGGGCAUGCAGCUGUCGCGCUCAUCGUCCCUCAAGGGGGGCCUCUCCAUUAGUAUCCCACCACCUCCGGGUUUGGAUUUGGUCCCUGGUGGUCAUUACGAGUACCCUCCUGUUCAGGGACCCGUACAGGACGCUGAACCAAAUUUCCGACCGCCUAGCGCACCGCAUCGCCGGAAUUUUGAUGGCGAUCACACUCAAACCUUGCCACAGCAGCCGGGGUGCCUCGCACGGUCUGUGCGGUGGUGCGAUGACUUGAUAUGUCCAUCGCCUAUAUUCCCGAAUCAGAGAAGGAAGGGAUGGUUCAAUCGCAGAGGAGACCAGCUCUGGCGAAACGAUGGUUCCUAUCGGACACCAACACCAGGAGACGCGUACCCUCCUGACCUUGAGGGCUAUCCAGAGCCCGGAGGUGGGUGGCAGAAUGAGGAAGGAACUCGCAUUGACAUCAAUCAUCGUUUGAUACCCAAACCCCCGCUGCGCUCUGUAUUGAAGCCAACGAAUUAUAAGUGUCAGGAUGGUAUUAUUGCUGGUUACCUCACCGCUGUCCCCUCGCCGACAUCUGACGACGAGUGACAAUCGGAUGCAUCACGAGUCCGCUUCCCCACUUCAUCAUUAUCUAACACGCACGCACUCUUCGAUCAACUUUUCGCUUUCGAUGUUUUAUU
Molecule: messenger RNA, 1890 nt
Organism: Suillus fuscotomentosus
Lineage: Eukaryota; Fungi; Basidiomycota; Agaricomycetes; Boletales; Suillaceae
Exons: 3
Coding region: 368-1798 (476 amino acids)
Source: RefSeq, a predicted model, not a curated record